GGGCCGGAGUCCGGGCGUCGGGGCGCAAUGGCGGCGGAGCAGGACCCCGAGGCGCGCGCUGCGGCUCGCCCGCUGCUCACCGACCUCUACCAGGCCACCAUGGCGCUGGGCUACUGGCGCGCGGGGCGGGCGCAGGAACAGGCGGAGUUCGAGCUCUUCUUCCGCGGCUGCCCGUUCGGCGGCGCCUUCGCCCUGGCCGCGGGGCUGCGCGACUGCGUGCGUUUCCUGCGCGCCUUCCGCUUGCAGGACGCAGACGUGCAGUUUCUGGCCUCGAUGCUGCCGUCCGACACGGACCCCGCGUUCUUCGAGCACCUUCGUGCCCUCGACUGCUCCGAUGUGACGGUGCGGGCCCUGCCCGAGGGCUCCCUCGCCUUCCCUGGCGUGCCCUUGCUGCAGGUGUGCGGGCCGCUACUGGUGGUGCAGCUGCUGGAGACGCCCCUCCUCUGCCUCGUCAGCUACGCCAGCCUCAUCGCCACCAACGCUGCGCGGCUUCGCCUGAUCGCGGGUCCGAAGAAGCGGCUGUUGGAGAUGGGGCUGCGGCGAGCCCAGGGCCCGGACGGGGGUCUUACAGCCUCCACCUACAGCUACUUGGGCGGCUUCGAUGGCAGCAGCAAUGUGCUGGCAGGACAGCUGCGGGGCGUGCCCCUGGCCGGAACCUUGGCACACUCUUUCAUCACUUCCUUUUUGGGCACUGAGGUGCCCCCCAACCCGAUGUUGGCUCCGGCUGCCAGUCAGGGCCCCGUGGUGGAUCUGGCUGCUUGUGUGGAGGCAUGGCUGGGUCGCGUGUGUGCCCAUCUGGGACUGGGGGUGCAGGAGCCCCACCGGGGAGAGCGGGCAGCCUUUGUGGCCUAUGCCCUGGCUUUUCCCCAGGCCUUCCAGGGCCUGCUGGACACCUACAGUGUGCAGAGGAGCGGUCUCCCUAACUUUCUGGCAGUAGCCCUGGCCCUGGGGGAGCUGGGCUACCGAGCAGUGGGUGUAAGAUUGGACAGUGGUGACUUGCUGCAGCAGGCCCAGGAGAUCCGCAGGGUCUUCAGGAGCAUUUCGGCCCAGUUCCAGAUGCCCUGGCUGGAAUCCGUCUCCAUCACCGUCAGCAACAACAUUGAUGAGGAGGAGCUGACCCGGCUGGCCCAGGAGGGCAGUGAGGUCAAUGUCAUUGGCAUCGGCACCAAUGUGGUCACGUGUCCCCGCCAGCCUUCCCUGGGCUGCGUCUAUAAGCUGGUGUCUGUGGGAGGCCAACCCCGAAUGAAACUGACCGAGGACCCUGAGAAACAGACGCUGCCUGGGAGCAAGGCUGCCUUCCGGCUCCUGGGCGCUGAUGGGUCUCCGCUGUUGGAUCUGCUGCAGUUGGCCGAGGAGGCGCCACCGCAGGCUGGGCAGGAGCUCAGGGUCUGGCCUCGAGGGGCCCAGGGAGCCUGUACCGUGAGGCCUGCCCACGUGGAGCCUCUGCUGAGACUCUGGGUCCAGCAGGGACAGCUGUGUGAGCCCCUUCCAUCUCUGGCCGAAUCUAGAGCCUUCGCCCAGCUGUCCCUGAGCCGUCUGAGCCCGGAGCACAAGCGGCUGGAGCAGCCUGCACUAUACCGGGUGGCGCUGUCUGAUAAGCUCCAGGCCUUGGUGGCCAGACUGCGGGCCGGAGGAUCCUCCUGAGCACCGAGCUGGGGCUGCCUGAAAUCAACAUGAAUCAUUCACUGUCUUGCA
Callorhinus ursinus (northern fur seal) is the source of this 1695-nucleotide messenger RNA. RefSeq names its product nicotinate phosphoribosyltransferase (gene NAPRT). Lineage: Eukaryota; Metazoa; Chordata; Mammalia; Carnivora; Otariidae. Gene Ontology annotation, cellular component: cytosol. The record is from RefSeq and is a predicted model, not a curated record. Gene Ontology annotation, molecular function: nicotinate phosphoribosyltransferase activity. Gene Ontology annotation, biological process: NAD+ biosynthetic process via the salvage pathway.